CAUUGAUCUCCACUAGCUCAAUAUUUACCACCUAGCUAGGUUAAAGUUUUGCUUUCCCAUGUGUAUAUAAACCAAACCUUGUCCUCCAUUGAAGUACACCAAGUUGCUCACAUCAGAGAUAUAUAAUUAUAUAUAUAUAUAUAUACACAGAGAAGAUAACUACAGUUAGCUACUGAAAUGGGGUUGCUAAGAGAAGUCCUGAACUCAUCAAAACCAUACAUAGCCAUGGUUGCUCUCCAGUUUGGUUAUGCAGGAAUGUAUAUCAUAACCAUGAUCGGCAUGAAGCGAGGACUCAGUCACUGGAUUCUAGUGGUCUAUCGCCAUGCCACGGCUACUCUUGUCAUUGCUCCCUUUGCGUUUGCUUUUGAGAGGAAAAUAAGGCCAAAGAUGACACGUUCUGUUUUCCUCAAAGUUCUGCUUCUUGGUUUGCUAGAGCCGGUGAUCGAUCAAAACUUGUAUUUCUUGGGGAUGUCGAUCACAUCUGCAACAUAUGGCUCUGCGAUCGUCAAUGUCCUUCCUGCCCUCACCUUCGUACUGGCAUUAAUGUUCAGGUUGGAGAAGGUGAAUCUGAAACGUAUGCAUAGCCAAGCGAAAAUAGUUGGAACGGUGAUUACAUUGACCGGAGCAACGGUGAUGACUUUGUAUAAAGGACCAAUUGUUGACAUUCUGUGGUACUCUCAUCACGGAGCUACAACCACCCACAAGGCUGCCGCCGCUGCUGCUUCAUCGUCCGGCCAACAUUAUCUCGCCGGCACUAUUAUGAUUCUGAUUUGUACCUGCAGUUGGGCCGGAUACUUCAUCGUUCAGUCCAUUACGCUGAAAGAGUAUCCUGCAGAGUUGAGUUUAACAUCAUUAAUAUGUUUAGCUGGUACGGUAGAAGGUGGAAUUAUAGCCAUGAUCAUGGAGCGUGAUCCGAAAGCAUGGGCUCUUGGAUUCGAUUCUAGGCUUCUGGCAUCUGUUUAUUCUGGGGUAGUUUGCUCCGGGAUUGCAUACUACGUUCAAGGAGUUGUGAAUAGGAUUCGAGGUCCAGUGUUCGUGACCGCAUUCAGCCCGCUAUGCAUGAUCAUAACUGCGGUUCUUGGUGCCAUCGUUUUGUCUGAGCAAGUCCACCUUGGAAGUUUGAUAGGAGCCAUCAUCAUAGUGAUGGGUCUUUACUCGGUGGUGUGGGGUAAAAGUAAAGAUCAUCUGUUGGCAUCAGGGAAAGGAUCGGGUCAAGAAUUGCCAACAGUUGACAAAAGCCGUCUUGAGUUGGCAAACACCAUGGAUGAACCAUCCAAGGUUACAAUAAAGGAUGCAAUUCGCCCACAAGAUCCUUGAUUGAGGAUCGCUUUCUAUUUUCUAUAUAUAACUAUAUAUUGACUUGUAUUUUUGUGUGCCGAUUUAGGGUUUCCUCAAUCUAAGAGGUGAUAUUUCCUAUAACAUAUACCCUUUUGUUCAA
Lactuca virosa is the source of this 1438-nucleotide messenger RNA. Lineage: Eukaryota; Viridiplantae; Streptophyta; Magnoliopsida; Asterales; Asteraceae. The record is from the annotation of a GenBank genome assembly.